AUUAGAGCAGAGAAAGCCCGGAGAGUUAUUGAAUGAUUGGCUGUCGAGUUUUGUUUAGUUGAGGCGCUACACGAACUCAAGUGUUUCCAUUUCUUCCUCAAAAAGGGACUAAAGCCGCCAGGAUCAGGACUGAGCUCGUGGCAGAAAAAUAACCGUUUCGAAACGCUGAUAACGACUACGAAUAGGCAUAUUGCUUGGAUAUUUUCUCUUUCAUAAAGCAGGAUAUUGGUCAUAACGUUAAAGCCUGAAAAAGAAGACCGUUCAGUUUACAUAGGAUGCUUGGUUAAGUUAGAAAUCUUUGGGGUUUUGUUUAACCAUUUUCUUCUGUCAACGUCAACGUCUCUCUUACCAGCUGUGUUCGUACGUCAGCGCGGGACAGAUGACGACUGAGAGCUCCCACGGACCCCCGCAGUCGACGCCCCCGAUGAGGACCAGUCCAGCGUCCACCGCGCUGCAUCCAGGACUGGUAAACUCUACAGGUAGCUCGGAGGACCAUGGCGCAGUGUCCAAGACUAAAAAGACUAACUCAGGACUGCGACGCCCGGAGAAGCCGCCCUACUCUUACAUUGCACUCAUUGUGAUGGCAAUUCAGAGCGCACCGACAAAGCGACUCACACUUAGUGAGAUUUACCAGUUCUUACAAACACGCUUCGCUUUUUUCCGAGGCUCUUACCAGGGCUGGAAGAACUCUGUUCGGCACAACUUGUCUCUGAACGAGUGCUUCAUUAAACUACCUAAAGGACUUGGGCGGCCGGGUAAAGGACAUUACUGGACCAUAGACCCCACCAGUGAGUUUAUGUUUGAGGAAGGGUCAUUUCGGCGAAGACCACGAGGAUUCAGGAGAAAAUGUCAGGCCAUGAAACCGAUGUAUAGAAUGAUGAACGGCCUCGGGUUCGGUUCCGCCAUUUUACCCCAGAGCUUUGACUACCAACCUCCCACCAGCGCACUUGCGUGCCACAGCACUGGCUAUAACCUGGACCUGUCUGGUAAUGGUUAUGAGUCAAUAAGCAGUGGACACCAUGGUCACAUAUCCCCCAGCUCCAGACAUGGUUAUAUGGCUAGCUGUCCAGUGCCCGGGAACGGAGACUAUGGCGCGGAGAGCAACACCAGCACAGUCCCGUCUGCCCCUGCAAUAGCGGGCGCGUUUGAGGGUCACUCUCCGUAUUCAGAAGGAACAGCUCUAUGGGCUUCUUCAAAUUCUCCAUACCUUAAACAGCCGAAUGCAGUCUCGAGCAACUCGCCGUCCACAGGGCAGCAUCCCGGCAUCUUCACCUACUCUCUGGAACAGGGUUACAUACAGCAAAGCGCGAGAGACAACACAGACAUGUCAGUGGGUAUAUCGCGCUAUCAGACGCAUUCUUCCCCAGUCGGAGAACGGAAGGACUUCAUGUUGAAUUUGAACGGAAUUACCUCUUUCCAUCCGUCUGCUGGUGGAUAUUAUCAUCACCAUCACCACCAUCAGAGUAUGCAUCAAGACGUCAAACCUUGCGUGAUGUAGUCCGCUUGUAGCGGAGCAUGUUGCACAGAUAAGCCCUCGGAUAACUGUGAGGUAAAGACAGUUCAUGAAGGAUUAAUAAUUGUUCACUCACUACAUUUUUGGAAAUGUAUUUUUGAAAACCAGCGUAAAGCAUCUGGCGACAUGAUUUGACCUCACCGAUCCAAGCGCAAAUGAAACAGUCAAACUCACGAAGUCAUGGACUGGCCAUUUUAUGCCUGCUGGUUAUAUUUCUAUAGAGUUUGAAUUUACCACAUAUAAGUAUAUUUCACUUAAUCUGUACAGUGCAAUGUGAUAUGGAAGCUAGCAAUAAAACAUUUCAAGGAAAGUA
This is a messenger RNA of Carassius auratus (goldfish), 1826 nucleotides long. RefSeq names its product forkhead box protein F2-like. The transcript is spliced from 2 exons. The coding region runs from base 380 to 1498 and encodes 372 amino acids. The record is from RefSeq and is a predicted model, not a curated record. Gene Ontology annotation, biological process: regulation of transcription by RNA polymerase II; animal organ morphogenesis. Gene Ontology annotation, cellular component: nucleus. Gene Ontology annotation, molecular function: DNA-binding transcription factor activity, RNA polymerase II-specific; RNA polymerase II cis-regulatory region sequence-specific DNA binding. NCBI's taxonomy places the organism in Eukaryota, Metazoa, Chordata, Actinopteri, Cypriniformes, Cyprinidae.